AUGAUAAUAGGAUACAACGAUGACUUUUUUUAUUUUAGGAUAGUAAAGAAAAAUGGUUCAGUUUCAAAUUUUAGAAUUCCAGAGAUUUAUACAGAUUUUAAAGAAAAGAAUACUAUUUCAAACUCUAUUGACUAUCAAUGCGAAAUUUUAUUACAAUCAAAUAUAUUAUUGGAUAUUUGUAAUGAAUUUAAAGCUUUUAAAGAAGAAACUUUAAUUAUUCAAACAGACAGAACCUCAGUUGCAUUUAAAAUUAAAGAUCCUUUGGUUUAUGCAGAAACCAUAUUAGAGAAUAAGAAAACAAAUGAUUUUUAUAUAUCAAAUAAAAAUAAUUUAAAUUUAGAAUUUAAAGUAAAAUAUUUUUUAAAUAUAGGUACUAUUGUAAAAAAGAUUAAUAUCAAUGAAUGCCUAUUACAAAUUGGUCAAAAUCUUCCACUCUCUUUAGUUUUCUCAAUUAGUUCCGAAAGCUCCUUUCAGUUUUAUUUAGCACCACUUUUAACCAAUUAA
Dictyostelium purpureum is the source of this 504-nucleotide messenger RNA. RefSeq lists its product as uncharacterized. The transcript is spliced from 3 exons. Gene Ontology annotation, molecular function: DNA binding. Lineage: Eukaryota; Evosea; Eumycetozoa; Dictyosteliales; Dictyosteliaceae. Bases 1 to 504 code for a protein of 167 amino acids. Gene Ontology annotation, biological process: regulation of DNA replication. The record is from RefSeq and is a predicted model, not a curated record.